UAUGAAACAAAAACCGGCAUAUGUAAUCAGAGUUUGUUAAAUUCUGAAAUGAAAGAUAUAAAUAAGAUGAAUAAAUAACUAUAUAUAGUAUAUAUAAGGUACAUAGAAUUAAAAGAAAGUAUAUUCCGUAAUCUAUUUCAGCAAUUUAUUUUAUGUCAUAAAAUAAUAUCAGAAAAUACCGAUGUUUAAGGAAAAUAAUAUUUUUGUUAUAGCUUCCAUUUUUGUUAUAUCUUCCUGGAAAGUUGAUAUCAUAUAAUUUUUUAAGAUAUGGUUGAGAUAAGUUUAUUUUCCAAACUUUGAUCCAAAGUUGGUUUUAUUAUUGCAUUUGUGAACUGAUCAUUGUCUCGAUGUUAGACAACAUUAAAAAAAUUUUUUUUAUCAGCGUUAUGAAGUACUCUUCAAGCCAUUCAACUUUUAUUCGGUACAUUUUUUUGUAUUUUUUAUAGUUUUAAUAGAAAAAAAGCGAUUUUCUUCAGAGGGAUGUUUCACUUCCUAAACAUGAAAAUAGACACGUAUAAAGAAAUUUGGUCUUUUAUUUUGAUUAGUACAUACAUUGAAGGCUCAUCAAAAUCGAUCACUUCUGUCUGUUUCCUUAUUAGUUGCAGUUAAAGGUAUUGUAAAAUAUUUUUUAAAAUUUUUUGGUGCAAACAUGUUACUUAAUUAUGCGUUACUACCUGUAUUACAUUGUGUUGUUGUUUAAAACAUUUUACUUUUUCUAACAGCAUGUGCAGCAGUGUUUUAUUAUCAACUGCUUUUUGGCGAUUGAAUAUGCAAAAUAUUUCAGUAUUUUUCUUUAUAAAUAGGUGUAUAGAAGUAACUGUCCCACUGAUCGAAUAUAUCCUACUUAAAAACUUAUACGGAAAUUUAUCAGUAUUAAAUGUGUUUCUUAAAUGUGCUUUUUUUUACAAUCCACAAAAUUUAAGUAUUUUUGGCAAAAUGUUUGCGAACAACAAGAAUUUUACCGUGGAAAAUGGCGUUUACAUAGGACCACAGACACAUCAAUCGGUUAAGUACAGAAGCCUUGGAGAAUUAAUGUGGUUUAAUAUUAAAAGCCAUGGGGACAAAAUCGCACACUUAGACGUAUGUACUGACGAAACGUUUACAUACGCGGAGCUGCAAGAUAAAAUUGUGAGAUGUGCCAACUGGAUGCAAAGAGAAGGAAUCAAAUCUGGCGAUGUUAUCAGUGUAUGCACACAUAAUCAUCCCAAUUCCAUCGUACCUUGUCUUUCAGCGGCUUACGUCAACGCAAUCUUUAAUCCGUGGAAUGAAAACAUGAACUUACAAACUACGCUGUACAUUUUGCAAUUGACCACGCCGAAGAUGAUUUUCUGCAACGAGAAAACCGUGGAUGUUAUCUUGAGCGCUAUAAAAGCAAAGAAUUACAGUCUUAAAGUGGUGGUUUUCGGCAAACACGCCAGUGCGAUUUCGUUCAACGAUAUCCUAAAAAAUUGUAUCGAUGCGGAAAUAGCGAAUUUCCGUUAUGCUGAACUCAAUGACAUCAAGCAGACGUCGUGCAUCAUGCACUCAUCGGGUACAACGGGGAUGCCGAAGGGCGUCGAACUUUCUAAUUACACUAUGAUGCUUAUCAGCGAGGAUAAAAAUUUCGAAACAACCAACAUACCAAUACUUUCGUUCUCUUCUCUUUGUUGGAUCAGCGGAACAAUGCUGAAUAUGAAAGCAAUCGCGCAGGGUGCUAAAAUGAUCAUUUAUCCGGAAUUUGAUGAGGAAAUAACUUGCAAAUUGAUUGAGAAAUAUAAAGUAGUAUUCAUGUACCUUACCACGAGUAUGAUGAAUCGAUUUUACAGAGCAGGUUACGCAAAACAAUAUUCAUUAUUAUCUUUAAAAACUAUAGUAAUCGGUGGUGCGAUAUUUAAACCAAAAGUGCAGGAAGAAUUGAGACGUACUUUACCGCAUGUUCAGAUAAUGCAAGGUUACGGAAUGACAGAAGCUAGUGGUCUUGUAACAUUCCCAUUACCGCAUCAUAAGAACGGAUCAUGCGGAGUAAUAGGUGAAAAUAUGCAAAUAAAAGUUGUGGAUUCAAAAAGUGGAAAAGUACUUGGCCCGAAUCAGUCGGGAGAAAUAUGGAUAAAAUCUGCACUGAUGAUGAACGGUUAUUAUAGGAAUCCUGAGGCGACAAAAAGUACAAUCGAUGAAGAAGGAUGGCUUCGCUCGGGUGAUAUCGGUUAUGUUGAUGAAGAUGGAGAAAUAUUUAUUAUUGACAGGAUAAAAGAUAUAAUAAGAUACAGAGAAUAUGACGUCUCACCGGGAGAAAUUGAGGGUGUCUUAUUAUUACAUCCAGCAGUAAUGGAAGCUGCAGUGCUAUCGAUUCCUCAUGAAAUAGACAUCAACCACCCUUUUGCUUAUGUGACGAUAAAGCCUGAAGCCAAGGUGACGGAGCAAGAAUUAAUAGAUUUUGUGGCAAAAAAUAUGAUGGAUCACUGUAAACUUCGUGCUGGAGUGAUAUUUCUGGAUGCUUUUCCGUAUACGGGUUCAGGAAAAAUUGCGAGAAAAGAUUUGGAAGAAAUGGCUAAAAAAUUAUUUAAAUACUAAAGAUUGAGUUGUAGAGAUUUAGUGUAGAUGGCUAUUUCAAGAACUCUUUUCCUUGGCUUUGUAUUUAUAAAUAAUAUUUCACAUUUUUUGAAUAGCGUUAUAAAGCGCACUUGAUUAUUAAAAAUUAAUAACGACGACUAAGAGUUUGUAUGCAUACCGAAGGUAAUCAUAUAUUUUAAUCAUCUUUUAUGAAACAAUUACACGUUAUUGGAGCACUAAAAUAACUAUAAUUCUAAAAGAAAAUUAGAUAAGACACAUUUUUAAAUAAACUUUUUUAUUGAUUUAA
This is a messenger RNA of Solenopsis invicta (red fire ant), 2836 nucleotides long. Its product is annotated as 4-coumarate--CoA ligase-like 7. NCBI's taxonomy places the organism in Eukaryota, Metazoa, Arthropoda, Insecta, Hymenoptera, Formicidae. The record is from RefSeq and is a predicted model, not a curated record. Gene Ontology annotation, biological process: long-chain fatty acid metabolic process; fatty-acyl-CoA biosynthetic process. Gene Ontology annotation, molecular function: long-chain fatty acid-CoA ligase activity. The transcript has 9 exons. The coding region runs from base 724 to 2550 and encodes 608 amino acids.